UUCCCCUUCAGAAGAUCCAGCAGAAACUGAUAUCAGAGAUCUCCAUAAGCAGUGGGAAAGUAAUGCAUCUACCUGUGUCCUGUGAAAGCAGGAAGUUAUUCAGGAUGCAGCCCAUCCUGGGCCACAGGCCCACUCGCCCAGCCCAGCUAUAAAGGAAGCCCUGCUGCCGCCCGCCCGCCUGCGGCCACCCUGGGCAUCCCAGCUGCCAUCCCCUCGGUGACAUGAGGCAGUUCCUCUCUCCAACCACCCUUCUCCUGGUGGUUCUUCUCUUCCCAGGAUUGUCCAGGGUCACGUAUGCUAACCAGCGGGACACCGAGGGUCCCAGGGGACCAAAGGAAGGCUCCCCGGGACGUGGAACCGAAGGGUCUCACCCGUUACGCCACCAAGUAGAACGCCACCUCUUACCUCGCACGCCCCCCUUCCUGGACAUUGAACCAGAUUUCAAAGUUGUCAACUGCAAGAGAGGUGAUGGCAGAUGUCAAAAAUAUUGUAAUUAUAUGGAACUACAACUAGGCUAUUGCUCUAAAAAGAAAGAUGCCUGCUGUUUACCUCAAAACUGAGGUUGUUGUCAUAAAAGCCAAAGCUUUGUCCACGCCCUGUUCUCCUGGGCCAUCAAUCCAGACGCGGGUGUUUUGGAGAAGGAGCUGAGCAGAGAGGAGACACUGAGAAAUGUAAUGAAUUGAAACUGUGGAUAUAUGAGGAGAAGAACAUCUCAAUACAUAAAAACAACAAAAUGCUGCAUAUUUUAAAAUGUGAGUAUAUCCAAAAUGUGGGGAGGACGAAUAUGAGAGAAUUAAGAAAGGAUUCCUGGGGAUAUUUGAGCAGGAUUUUGGAGGAUGAUUAGGAGUUUCUUAAGUGAAAGAGAGAAG
Eubalaena glacialis (North Atlantic right whale) is the source of this 869-nucleotide messenger RNA. Its product is annotated as sperm-associated antigen 11B-like. Lineage: Eukaryota; Metazoa; Chordata; Mammalia; Artiodactyla; Balaenidae. Gene Ontology annotation, cellular component: extracellular region. Gene Ontology annotation, biological process: antimicrobial humoral immune response mediated by antimicrobial peptide. The record is from RefSeq and is a predicted model, not a curated record. The transcript has 5 exons.